Acanthosepion pharaonis is the source of this 876-nucleotide messenger RNA. NCBI's taxonomy places the organism in Eukaryota, Metazoa, Mollusca, Cephalopoda, Sepiida, Sepiidae. The record is from the annotation of a GenBank genome assembly.
AUGUUCCUUUUUCUACUGCUUUUUCUCUCCACCAUUUUUCUCUCCUCCUUUUAUCUCUACUCAUCAUUUUUCUUUACACCUUUUUACGCUCUCCCUUUUUUCUCUACUCUUUUUCUCUCCUUUAUUCUCUCCUCCUUUUUCUUUUUCUCUUCUUUUUUCGCCCCUCCAUUUUUUCCACUGCUUUUUUUGCUUUUUACUCCCAAUUUCUUUACUCCUAUUUUCUCUACUCAUUUUUUUCUCUACUCCUUUUUUCUACUCUUUUUUCUCUACUCCUUUUUUCACCCCUCUUUUUUCCUCUAUUCAUUUUUCUCUUCUUUUUUCGCCCCUCUUUUUCUUCUACUCCCUUUUUUUGUUUACUCCCAUCUUCUCUACUCCUUUUUAUUUCUUUUCUCCUAUUUUCUCUAUUUUUUUUCGAUGCAAUUGUUUAUAAACAAAUCUUUUUAUUUCAUAUCUAUCUAUCUAUCUAUCUAUCUAUCUAUCUAUCUAUCUAUCUAUCUAUCUAUCUCAGUCUCUUCACAACAUCCUCAAUCUAUCUAUCUAUCUAUCUAUCUAUCUAUCUAUCUAUCUAUCUAUCUAUCUAUCUAUAUUUGCACAUAUGAUAUGUUACAUAAAAAGCGUCUUUUCUUUGCUUUUCUUUCUUUCUUUCUUUCUUUCUUUCUUUCUUUCUAUCUAUCUAUCUAUCUUAGUAUGUUAAUAACCAUCUAUCUGUCUGUCUGUCAGAUUUUUUGUAUAUCUAUCUAUCUAUCUAUCUAUCUAUCUAUCUAUCUAUCUAUCUUAGUUUACUUCCUCCCAACAUCCCGUCUUUCUUCUUCUUGCCUCCACAGACCGCUCACCACCAUCCACACAAGCUACCUUUCCCGAAGGGUUGAAGCCUAA